UGCAGAACCUGAGGAUGCCUUCGACCAUGGCCUUCUCCUUCUUCAGCCUCGGCCUCUUGGGCUGCCUGGUCAGCGGAGGCGUCCAAGCGGCCGACUGCCCCAAGAACUGGCUCUCCUACGGCAGCCACUGCUAUGGCUACUUCCCCCAGGAGCUGAACUGGCAGAGGGCCCAGGCACAGUGCAAGCGUAAUGGGGGGCACCUGGCCUCCAUCCUGGACGAGAACGAGCAUGAGGCUGUGGCCACGUAUCUGAGGCAGGCCCAGCGGUGGGAUGAUGAGGAUGUUUGGAUCGGACUCUCCAUCCCCAGCAGGAGCCGGGUCUGGACCUGGGCUGAUGGGAGCCAGUUGGACUACACUGCUUGGGAGAAGAACAAGAACUACUUCGCCCUGAAAGGGGAGCACUGCGCACUCCUGGAGGAGUCCUCCGGGUUCCUGCAGUGGGACAACGAGUCCUGCUUUGACCGCAACCCCUUCCUCUGCAAAGUCUAGAGCUGUUCCCACAAAGGCCGUGCCCUGGCGACCUGGCAUGACCCUUGCCCUCUUGCAUGUCUGCCUUCCCCACUUCCUUCUCCGUCUCCCAUCCAACACGUUACCCUCCCUUUCCACAUCGUGUCCCAGUCUUGUGGGAUCCAAAAUAAAGUGGCUUCUGAGCACAUA
Anolis sagrei ordinatus is the source of this 656-nucleotide messenger RNA. NCBI's taxonomy places the organism in Eukaryota, Metazoa, Chordata, Lepidosauria, Squamata, Anolidae. The record is from RefSeq and is a predicted model, not a curated record.